This is a messenger RNA of Gavialis gangeticus (Gharial), 958 nucleotides long. Its product is annotated as protease-associated domain-containing protein 1-like. The record is from RefSeq and is a predicted model, not a curated record. NCBI's taxonomy places the organism in Eukaryota, Metazoa, Chordata, Crocodylia, Gavialidae. Bases 1 to 561 code for a protein of 186 amino acids. The transcript is spliced from 4 exons.
AUGCAUUGGUCUACAAAAGUGAUUGAAGUCCCCCUGGUGCUAAUGUGCGAAUGCAUUCCCAGGGAGCAGGCGCGUAUGAGUGGGGCAUCUUGUAGCUGCAGCCGCCCCAGCAGAAACCCUCUGUCUCUGCCCUCUCUCCUGGCAUGGGGCAUUUCCUCCCAGAACACGAGGUACGAGCAGAUCCACCUGGUGCCGGCUGACCCCCCCGAAGCCUGCGGGGAGCUCAGCAAUGGCGUCUUCAUCCAGGACCAGAUUGCCCUGGUGGAACGGGGGGGCUGCUCAUUCCUGUCAAAGACACGGGUGGUCCAGGAGCACGGCGGGCGGGCGGUGAUCAUCGCCGACAAUGCCUAUGACAACGACAGCUUCUAUGUUGAGAUGAUCCAGGACAGCACCCAGCGCACCGCCGACAUCCCCGCUCUCUUCCUGCUCGGCAGGGAUGGGUACAUGAUCCGGCGCUCCUUGGAGCAGCACGGCUUGCCCUGGGCCAUCAUCUCCAUCCCCGUUAACGUCUCCAGCAUCCCCACGUAUGAAAUGAUGCAGCCGCCCUGGACCUUCUGGUAGCACGCUGUGAUGGAUCCUGAGGUUGUGGGUGCAGGGAUCCCAUCCCACCGUGAGCUCCCUGCGCAUUGGGGGCUUCCUGGGACUUACCAGCCUGUUGCCUUUGGCUGCAGCUUGCAUCCAACUAAAUUCCAGCCCUUUGGAGGUGCAGUGGGACCUGGAUCACUCCCUGUCCCAAUGCCGGAUGCCUUUUGAGGGGUGUUUUCUCAGUUAGGAGGCAGCUGGCCUAGACCGUGGCAUCAGGGCUGCCAGAGCUCACCUCGCUGCUGCCAUGAGCCAUAGCAUUGCAAAUGGGUGCUGCGGACACCAAGCCCCGUGACUCACGUCAGCAUUGCCCCGUGCUGCCAGGAGGCACCAGAAGGGCUGUGGUUUAUCCUCCUCCUGGCCCGGAGGAUCCAGC